ACCAUCACUAGGCCCUCCUCCUCGCUGGGCCUGCUAGGCUAUUCCAACAUCCACGAUGGAUCUGACUGACCUGUUCACUUACAAUCGCGCUCCUGAUGACCACGAAAGACAACAUCUGCUAGCUCUCCUUUCAGCUAGUGCGGGUGAUAACAUGGCAGCCGAGCUCGGCGCGGUCGAACCUGCACGCCGGGGAGCGAAUCAAGCGCGCGACAGUCUCAGGCGUCGAGUGCCCCCCAGGCCUGCGGCCUUGCGCGCCAAGCGCGAAGCGCUCCGUGUAUUACAACAAAUCCGCUGUGCCCUAUCUGGCGUUCGCCGGCUGCCAGCGGAGAUACUACAGCUCAUAUUCCAGUUGACUCUUCCGGAGUCUCGACAUGCUGGGCUUAUGCAGGAGUCACCACUGCUUCUCCUGAUGGUCUGUCGCUUCUGGCGCGAUGUGGCUCUCGCGACACCCGAGCUAUGGACGAGUAUCAGGAUGGUCUGCAAUCCGUACGAGGAGGGUCCCGACGUCGAUCCAGGCAAUCACGCCCGACGUCGACACGAACAAGUCGUACGCGCCGCUGAACAGUGGGCCGCCCGUUCUCAUCCUUACCCUCUUGAUAUAUAUGUCGAGGGGGAGGUUGUCAAGCACAACUGGCGAACGGACGUACAUUCCGGCGUACGCCAGGCGCUCAAGGUCAUGCUCCCGUACGUCCAGCGCUGGAGACGGCUCGAGAUCAUCGCGAUGGCCAAGGACCUACAGCCGCUUGAAGACCUCCGCGGCAUGGACCUUCCCACCCUCACAGCCUUCGAAUUCCAGGAGCGAGGACACGAUCCCAUAUCCUUGUUCUACGUCGGCACCUACAUCAAGGGCGCGCCGAAGCUCAGCUCGCUAAAAACCAGCAGCGCGUCCUGUCGUCAAUGUGUAUCGCUGCGCUGCGUCGCAGACCCACGCCUGCUGGUCGACGUUCACGUACGCGCAACAUACGCGAACAACAACGAACUCGACGUUCUGCGCCACGCAUUCGCCUGCCUGCAGCGAUUCGUGAAUCUCGAGGAGCUAUCCAUCGAAUUGGUCAGGUCACGACAAGGCUUCAUCACGAUCCCAGGACCGCACACCCAGUUUCCAGUCGUGCAACCCGCGCGCCUGCCCCGCCUUCGUCGACUGAUGGUAGCCAGCGACGACCGCGCUGCCACCGUCACUUUCCUGGAUCGCAUAGAUGCCCCUCAUCUCGCUGAAAUCGAGUACCGCAACAAGCGGCACGAAAACAUCCGCCCGCUUGUCUCCUUCUUGGCCCGCUCGAAGGCGCCAGUGAAGACUAUGCGUCUAGGCAUCAAGCGGUGGCAUAAAGACUACGACGAAUGUCUGGAACUCGUGCCGAAGCUGGAGCAUCUGGAAGUGACCGGACUCGUUCCACGGAUCGCGAAAGUGGCCCAACGUAAUCGCCUCGCCCCCGCGCUCGAUUGGGACACAGACCUGUGCCCGCGCCUGCAGUCGCUGAAGAUGAUAGACGUGUGGGGCGUGGACGAGUUGUGGUUGUGGGGAUUUUUGCGAGAGCGUUCGCGCCGACGCAAAGGCCAAGCAAAGUUGCAGUCGGUGGAGGUGCGGUUUGGAGUCAAGUUGCGCGAGGAUCUACUCGAACGCAUCUCGGCAUACUCUCAGAGGGGUAUUGAUGUAAUUUUCUCGUACGUCGAAUGAAGAUUUAGGAGACCUUUGUGAUCACCUGUAGCGAGAAGCAUUGUAAUACACUUGGUACGAGUACAUAUAUCUCAGCAAUGCUAUGUGGCCUUUCUACAGUCCGACUUGUCAGCCACGAUGAUGCCCACAUGCCUCAGCAAUGCUGCAGCUGGUUGGGCGAGGUGACAACCGCAUCUUCUGGCUGCGAUGAGCGAUACAGAAACAAAGCCUUGAGUACAUGUUACAUACAUUGCAUGUCACUUUCA
Molecule: messenger RNA, 1920 nt
Organism: Schizophyllum commune H4-8
Lineage: Eukaryota; Fungi; Basidiomycota; Agaricomycetes; Agaricales; Schizophyllaceae
Exons: 1
Coding region: 383-1675 (430 amino acids)
Source: RefSeq, a predicted model, not a curated record